Neospora caninum is the source of this 2232-nucleotide messenger RNA. RefSeq names its product putative thrombospondin type 1 domain-containing protein. The record is from RefSeq and is a predicted model, not a curated record. Lineage: Eukaryota; Apicomplexa; Conoidasida; Eucoccidiorida; Sarcocystidae. Bases 1 to 2232 code for a protein of 743 amino acids. The transcript is spliced from 11 exons.
AUGGACGACUGGGGGCCUGCUGGCAAGGAUUCGGUGAUGGAUUCCAAUCCCGAGAACACCGCGUCUGAAUGUGAACAUGACGACGACUCGGAGGAUGGAGGCGCCGAAGCCGAACGAGAGGGGAGCGUGAGGGCAAGAACAGGUACUUCUUCGACGCGAACACGCGACCAAAAUGGCCGGGAAAGUCUGAAGUCUUCUGCCGGAUCGAGGCAUGUCUCCGCAAAAUCGUCGCGAGAGGAAGACGCCGAUGGAGAAGACGCGCGCGCCUCCGGUCCGGAUUCCUCGGAAACGUCCGACGGGGAGGAAACAAGAUCGCUCCACAAAGCGUCGGUGUCAUCACCAGCGGGUGCAAACAAGCGAAGCGAUGGCGCACCCGAGCCCAUGUUGGCAGGCGGCCGCUCUUCGGGAGUUGCGCUUUCCAUCCUCAAAAAAUCUUCGACGGCGACGAGCAGACGAUCCUCCAAGCUCUCUGUGCGUUUCGGAGAAAACCUGUCUGAGGAGAAACUGAAGCCUGCAGGCGUCGUCGCCGCCCUCAGCAGUGUUCUGCACGACUACAGAGACGAACCGGAAUGGACACAAACAGACGAUGCGGCGCCUUGGAAUUCCGAAGCGAUUGCAGAAAAUCAAGGCGCUUCGCGGGAACUGCGAGAGAGAGAGAAAGAGUCGAUAGCAACGAUUGAUUCCACGCUCCAGUCUCUAGUCAUCAGCUCCAGCGGGGGCACGAAGACGCAGGCAAGCGACGCGUCAGGAUCCAGAAACCUAGAGUCUUUCACCUCCAUGACGGAGCCGGCUCUGUCGGAACUGGCGAAAAAACUGCAAAAACGGAGAUUGGGCUUGACGAUCGGUGUCGCCGUCACUGCCGUAGCUCUCGUCGUCGCGUUGAUCCUCCUCGCAACCUUAACGGCAAAGCAGAAACUGCUGAUUGUUGAAAAAGAAAGCCUCGUCGAAGAGUGCAAAACUUCCGCCUGGUCCGAGUGGACAGCAUGUCCCUCUUUGUGCACCUCGGAGUAUUCAACUCGACGACGAAGGAUUACAGUUCUUGGCCCAGAUCCAACGCUCUGUCCGGGUCUCGUGGAGCGGCGAGAGUGCACCGGAGAAUGCCGUGCCUUCGUGAUUGCUCGUUCGACCACAGAGAGACUGACGGAUCACCACGUUGAAGCGUUUCCUGCAUGCUACGGCGACUUACGGAGAGCCCUUGAAACGACCCUCGGCCUCGGGACGGACCGCUGCUCCCUAACGUCCAUGAGAACCGACUUGUCGACGGGGUCCCGAUUCUGGCAACUCGAAUUCGUUCUCUAUCCAGACGGCAACGGAGACGCCGACACCUACGAGGCCGACCCGAAUCGGUUCCCUGAAGAGGUCCUGCGGAAGCUCGGAGCCGCUCUUCAGGGGCCGCCGACUACCCUUUCUCAACUCAUAACUCAGUGCAUGCCGAGUGACGAGGAGACCAACCACAUCGCGACGUAUUCGGCCGAAAGUUUGGAAGACAUUGCAGCAGGCAGGAAGAUAUGUUCCUUGUUCGCGGGCUUGGCCCCCUUUGGUUGCCACUGCCAAGUCACUGCGUGGUCUGAAUGGACCGCCUGCGACAAACAGUGCUCUCAAAACACCGCGAAGCGGUCGCGAUCGAUCGAGUAUGCCGAAGCGUUCAUAGACCCAGCCGUCGAUUGCCCCGCCCUGUCAGAAGAGCGCUCGUGCGCAGGCGGCACGAAGAUCUUCCAAGUCAACCUUCCGACUGGCGUUUCGCUGGGAACGGAGGCGCAGCGAGAGGCGCAAUUCGAGUAUUGCGCCCCGGAUCUUCUCGCCACACUUGCCAAAACACUGCAACUGUCUCGGGAGGCGCUCGCGCAAACAGAAGGCUGGAAUGAAUCCCUCAAGCAGUGGAAAUUUAGCAUCACAAUCGAUCCCGGAGUGACGACUGUCGACAGUGCUCACAAAGAGCUCGAGAGGACUUUAGGCUCUGCGACAUCCGAUCUCUACAAGGCGCUGAUGCAGUGCUUCAGCCUGCAGGAUGCGGCCUCGGGGCAGAUGCCCACAGUGUCGCUAGUUCAGUCUCCAGGUGGGCCGAGUUCCAGCUUCUGGCUAUCUUCCCGAGAUGCACGCAACACCGAUGAAAGAGAAGACACCCACCUCCAAAAAUACCGGCUUUCGAUGCCCACCAUACGUGCACAAACAGAAGCUGCGAGGCGCGAGCUCGGCUUGGGGGGAUUCACGGUCCACCCCUUUUCGUUCUGA